AUGUUGCUCAAACCCGCCGUUCUCGUCUGUCUCCUCGCCGAGCUUGGUCUCGCGCGUCAGGCUAAGCGACAGGAUGUUGCACCCGAGCCCAUCUUCACGAGCAUCUCCAACUCUCCAGCCCCCGUUGUCACUGGCACCGGCAGUGCCCUUCCCAGCGCGCCAACGGGCAUCUUCCUGAACACGACCAUCCCCUCCGUCCCCAGUGUCACUACUCUGACCGAGGUCGCGACUGUCACCACGAAGGACUCCAACAAUGUUACCAUUACCGACGUUAUUACAACGGGAAGAACCGUCACUGCGUCCCCAGUCACGGUCAUCCAACAGCCGCAGGUCAUCAUCAUCUCCCAGACUACCUUCUUCCAGUUCCUCUCGGCUCUCGGUGGUGCGCCCCCAGCCGUCAAGUCUGGUGAGCGUGGAGGUUUCAGGGUCGGCGGCCGCCAGUUCGGCCAGUUCCAGUCUGCCUGCUCUGCUGCCUGUAACAUGCAGUUCACCCAGUGCCAGAGCAUCGCCGGAAAGAACUUCCAGGUGACCCAGUGCCAGACUCAACUCAUUGCUUGCCAGAACGCUGCGAAGACUGCCACCGUUACAGUUUCGGUUCCCGUCACUGUGACCCAGACUGUCGUCCUCCCUAGCGGCGGUGUUGUUUCUGGCAUUGACGAUGGCGGCUCCAUCAUCACCACAACCACCUUGCCCCCUGAUGCAGGUGCUACCGUCGGCACUGGUGGCGUUAGCUUUGUGACCUUGACCGCGACCCCUGGAGCUCCUCCUGCCGCUACGCCCGCCGUCCCUGAGACUUCUGCCGUGGCCACCGGCGUUCCCCCGGCUGCUUCCGAGGCCGUCAGCUCCGUCGAUGCUGUUGCCAGCUCCGUCGUCACAACCUCUGCAGUCGUUACCACCAUUCCGGGAGAGUCUGGCCAGCCCCCUCGUGUCAGUACGGUAUACAUUACGAAAACAAUUGAGGGUUCUGCUUCCGAGGCCGUUGGCUCUGCUAUCACCUCAGCAGUAGUAUCCACCUUUGUCCCCGAGCCCAUUGUGUCCACAAUCUUCGUGACCAGAACAAUUGAAGGAUCGGCCGGCGCUGAAGGCUCCGCUGUGACCUCGGCGGUCGUCACUACUCUUCCCGCUGGCGAGCCCGUAGUCUCGACUAUUCUUGUUACCCGCUCCGCCGGCGUCCCCCCCGUCGCUUCUGAAGCCGUCAGCUCCGUCGACGCUAUCGCUAGCUCUGCAGAUGUUCCUCCUGCUUCCAAGGUCGUUACAACCUCUGCCGUUGUCACCACCAUUCCGAACGAAAAUGGAGACGAACCCAUCGUCUCGACUGUCUUUAUCACCAAGACACUGGACAACCCUGCCUCCGAAGCCGCCACAUCUGCGGUAGUGACUACUCUUCCCGCUCAAGGACCCGUAGUGUCUACAAUCUAUGUGACUAGAACACUUGAGGGCUCGGCUGGCGUUGAAGGCUCUGCUGUUACUUCUGCGGUAGUGACUACUCUCCCCUCUCAGGCACCCGUGGUUUCCACGAUCUAUCUGACCAGAUCUGCCGAUGUUCCCGCUGCUUCUGAGGCCGUCAGCUCCGCCGAUGCUAUCGCUAGCUCUGCAGAUGUCCCCGCUGCCUCCAAGGUCAUCACCACCUCUGCUGUUGUCACGACUCUUCCUGCUGAGUCUCAGAAAAUAACAACUGUUUAUAUCACGAAAACAAUUGAAGGUUCUGCGGGCGCUGAGGGCUCUGCAAUUACCUCGGCCGUUGUCACGACUUUGCCAGCUAAGGAGCCUGUCGUGUCGACCGUCAUUUUGACCAAGACCCUUGAGGCUUCCGCUUCUGCUUCUCAGGCUGUUGGCUCCGCUAUCACCUCUGCUGUCGUAACUACUCUUCCUGCUCAGGAACCGGUUGUGACUACCAUUUUUGUUACUAGAACCAUUGAAGGCUCGGCCGGGGCGGAGGGCUCUGCUAUCACUUCGGCUGUUGUCUCGACGAUUCCUGCUCAACAACCCGUGGUCUCGACCAUCCUAGUGACCCGCUCCGCUGGUGUCCCUCCCGUUGCUUCCGAGUCUGCUUCCGCCUCUCAGGUCCAGAAGCCCAUCGAGCCCAUCACCUCAGUCAUUACCAUGACUCUUGCUCCUCCAUCUGGUACUCCGCGCGUCAGCCUCGUCACAAUCACGAUUCAGCCCACCGCAGGUCCUUCCGGCACCGCCCCGGCCAAGACCUCCGCUCUAACCAGCACCCUGCCCGCCGAGACUCCUGGAGCUCCUCCCAGAGUCACUACCAUUUUUGUCACUGAGGCUCCUCCUUCUCCCACGAACACCAAGCCCGCUGGACCUGUUGUAUCCGUCGUAACUGUUACUGUCGGCGAUAUGACUGGCGUGGUUACGAUGACCGUCCCCCAGGCUUCUGCCUCUGCGCCCGCGACCACCGUCCAGUCCGCCCUCCCCAGCGCCGGUGUCGGCGGUGGCAACGGCGGUGGCAACGGCGGCAGCGUCGGAGAGGAGGGCGGCGCCAACUGCCCCCCUGCCGUCACAGUCACAGUAACCCAGAAUGUCACGUCUUGCGCCGUGACCCAAGUCCUCACUCAGACGGUUUCUGUAAGGCCCGCGGCUACUCCCAGCACUGUGGCCAAGCGCGCCGAGGAGAAGCGGGAGGCCGUCUACCACCCCCGUCGCCACGGUCGCCGUGCUGCUGGCUUCUGGUGA
Molecule: messenger RNA, 2685 nt
Organism: Colletotrichum truncatum
Lineage: Eukaryota; Fungi; Ascomycota; Sordariomycetes; Glomerellales; Glomerellaceae
Source: RefSeq, a predicted model, not a curated record